GGGCCAAAGGGUCACAGUCCCUGGACCGGUGUCUCACAGUUCCUACAGACGUCUCAGAAGAUCAUCCAGUUUGCAUCAGGGAAGGAGCCACAGCCAGGAGACACCAUCAUCUACGUGGCCGGAGCCUUUGACCUGUUCCAUAUUGGGCAUGUAGAUUUCCUGGAGAAGGUUCACCGGCUGGCCGAGAAACCCUACAUCAUCGCUGGGCUGCACUUUGACCAGGAAGUAAAUCGCUACAAAGGGAAGAACUAUCCCAUCAUGAACAUCCAUGAGAGAACGCUCAGUGUCUUGGCCUGUAGGUAUGUCUCAGAAGUGGUGAUUGGAGCCCCUUAUGCUGUCACUGCUGAUCUGCUGGAUCACUUCAAGGUAACACUUGUGUGUCACGGGAUGACUGAGGUGGUGCCGGACAAGGACGGUUCUGACCCGUACAAGGAGCCGAAGAGACGCGGCAUUUUCCAGCUGGUGGACAGUGGCAGCAAUCUCACCACAGAUUUAAUCGUGCAAAGAAUCAUCAAGAACAGGCUGGAGUUUGAGGCUAGGAACCAGAAGAAGGAAGCUAAGGAGUUGGCUGUGUUGGAGGCCAUGAAGAGACUGGAAGAGAAGCACUAGAUCAGCGGAGCCAAUGUGUGGGUCGCAGAGCGCCGCAGCCUCACCCACUUGAAGAGCAGACCCCUCUUGGAGAGGGGACCCCUCAACGGGACACUGCUGCCGGCACGCAGGAUGUGCUGUCCUACCCUCUUCUGUUCUAGCUCCUCCUGCACUAAUUAUGCAGACAUAAUGAGUUGGGAUCCUGCUGCCUAGUUUUUCCUCCGUUAAUCAGCCCCUGUCCCCUUUCCCAGGAGGAGAGAUGACAA
Apaloderma vittatum (bar-tailed trogon) is the source of this 854-nucleotide messenger RNA. RefSeq names its product phosphate cytidylyltransferase 2, ethanolamine (gene PCYT2). The transcript has 7 exons. Lineage: Eukaryota; Metazoa; Chordata; Aves; Trogoniformes; Trogonidae. Gene Ontology annotation, molecular function: ethanolamine-phosphate cytidylyltransferase activity. Gene Ontology annotation, biological process: phosphatidylethanolamine biosynthetic process. The annotation marks the transcript as partial. Gene Ontology annotation, cellular component: cytoplasm. The record is from RefSeq and is a predicted model, not a curated record.